AUGGUCUCCUAUAAAUUGACUUAUUUCGAUGGACGUGGAGCUGGAGAGGUCUCUCGUCAAAUUCUUGCAUAUGCAGGACAACAGUUCGAGGAUAAAAGAGUAUCUCAUGAACAAUGGCCAGCACUGAAAGAUAGUACUCCAUUUGGACAGCUUCCAGUCCUCGAAGUCGAUGGAAAACCACUUGCUCAAUCUCAUGCAAUUGCUCGUUUCCUUGCUCGCGAAUUCAAAUUGAAUGGACAGAAUGCAUGGGAAGAAGGUCAAGUGAACUCAUUGGCUGAUCAAUUCAAGGAUUAUUCAAGUGAAGCAAAAUCAUAUUUCUACGCAAAAAUGGGAUUCGGUCCAGGAGAUGUUGAAACUUUGAAGAAGGAUGUGUUCGAACCAGCAUUCAACAAAUUCUACGGUUUCUUGAGUGGUUUCCUGAAAUCUUCUGGAUCCGGCUUUCUGGUUGGAAAUUCUUUGACGUGGAUUGAUUUGGCUAUUGCUCAACAUACUGCUGACCUGGUGGCUCAAGGAGCGGACUUCGGAAAAUUCCAAGAUGUGAAAACUCAUUCAGAGAAAAUCCAAUCAAUUCCACAAAUUAAGAAGUGGAUUGAUUCCCGACCGGUCACUCCAUUCUAA
Molecule: messenger RNA, 618 nt
Organism: Caenorhabditis remanei
Lineage: Eukaryota; Metazoa; Nematoda; Chromadorea; Rhabditida; Rhabditidae
Exons: 2
Coding region: 1-618 (205 amino acids)
Biological process (GO): glutathione metabolic process
Molecular function (GO): glutathione transferase activity
Source: RefSeq, a predicted model, not a curated record